Symbiodinium necroappetens is the source of this 592-nucleotide messenger RNA. The record is from the annotation of a GenBank genome assembly. Lineage: Eukaryota; Dinophyceae; Suessiales; Symbiodiniaceae.
AUGGUGUUGGACCCGUACACCAGGUCUGGUGACAGUGUCCGUGAGGACGCCCCAGAGGGCUGUCCCACCAGUGAGUUCAAUAAAGAGAACCUGCCUCCAGUCAUGCAAAACGAGAUCGAGUUUGCCAUCAAGGACUGUCGCAAGUACAGCUGCGGCACUUCGGUUAGAUCAGAGUGCAAGACUGUGGGGAACUUCCGCUUCAGGUUGCUGAUAUUUCCGGGUGGAACUCAAACCGCUGGGGGACAGCAGGUAUCGGCAUUCGUUGAGGCAGACCCCGUGGAGGGGCUCGACCCCAGGUGGUGCUUCCAUGGCGUGAAAUACCAGAUCAGUCUGGUAAAUUGGACAGACUACCGACGAAGUGUCACCAAGUCCGAUAUCUGGUCCUUUUCCAGAGACGGCAUCGACCGCGGCUGGCAUGACAUGGUCAGAGUUGCAGAGCUGAUGCCUGAAAGCGGCUGGCUUGGACCUGACAACACCCUCCUCUUCCGGGCGGCAUGCUAUGUGCGAGCUGCAGACCAACUGAAUCUGCCCAAUGAUUAUAGCUGCAAGAAGGAGACGGGCUUCACCGGCCUGAAGAACCAUGGAGCGACUU